AUGACGUCUUUUUUGCCGUCAUUCCAUUUUAAUGGCAAACGAAAACGUCGACAUCGUACGAUUUUCUCAGAAGAACAGUUACAGGUUUUGGAAGCGACUUUUACCGAAACACACUAUCCCGAUGUAUCAUUACGUGAAAAACUUGCUAUACAAUGUGAUCUGAAGGAAGAACGGGUAGAGGUCUGGUUCAAGAAUCGGCGCGCCAAAGAGCGUAAGCAGAAACGGGAGACAGGCAAGGAGGGAGCUGUGCCGAAGAUCACUGCUUCAGACGAAAGCGAUUGCGAUCUGAGCGACGAGGAUGAGGCGACGCGAGCAAAACGGGCGAAAGUUGCCGUCGUCAGCGACACGGCGUCGCCGACGAUGGCGACCACCACGACCGUCAAAUCGCCACCGUCGCCACUGCCACCUCCUCCACCACCCUCACAGCCAAAGAAGUCACCACCAGCCUAG
Haemonchus placei is the source of this 450-nucleotide messenger RNA. The record is from the annotation of a GenBank genome assembly. Lineage: Eukaryota; Metazoa; Nematoda; Chromadorea; Rhabditida; Trichostrongylidae.